UACUGACUCAUCUUCUAAGGAGUCUUGCUAGUCGGAAUGGUGAACAAGGGGGCAAUAACUUGUCUUACAUUUUGCGAGAACCAGAGAAUUUGUUGAGAGAAGGGGGUUCAUCUAGGGAGUCAGAGAUGGUGCCAACUUUACUCUCCAAUGGUUCUCAAGGCUCUCCAACUGAUAUAAGACAACAUCAAACUGUAUCUAUGAAUAAAAUGCAACAAGAAGUGGUGCAUGCACAUGAUGCUAGGGCUACUGAUCAGCAGCUCAUGUCUUAUAUAAAGCCCAGCAUUUCAAACACUCCUCCAGCUUACGCAGAAGCCAGAGACAGUACCGCUGGACAAAUCAAGAUGAAUAAUUUUGAUUUGAAUGACAUAUAUAUUGACUCAGACGAUGGCAUAGAAGAUCUAGAAAGAUUGCCUGGAACUACUAAUCAUGUCACUAGCUCUCUUGAUUACCCAUGGACACAACAAGAUUCCCAUCAGUCAAGUCCACCUCAGACAAGUAGAAAUUCAGAGUCUGGAUCUGCCCACUCCCCUUCUAGUUCCACUGGAGAAGCUCAGUGUCGCACAGAUCGUAUUGUUUUCAAACUCUUUGGUAAAGAGCCGAGUGAUUUUCCUCUUAUACUUAGAGCACAGAUUCUUGACUGGUUAUCACACAGUCCUACUGAUAUUGAAAGCUACAUACGACCUGGUUGUAUUGUUUUGACAAUUUAUCUGCGCCAGGCUGAAGCUGUUUGGGAGGAAAUUUGCUAUGAUCUGACUUCUAGUUUGGGUAGGCUACUGGAUGUCUCAGAUGAUACUUUUUGGAGAACUAGAUGGGUUCACAUCAGGGUGCAGCAUCAGAUGGCAUUCAUUUUCAAUGGUCUCUUACCUUAUAACAUGGAUUGUUGAUCUCUGUAUUUAUUGCAUCUGUUUAUAGGGUUCAAAGUUGCUCACCUCCGCUGCUCUCCUAAUUUAUGCUUAUGGUGCUGGUGGCUUUCCUGCUUGGAGCAUUAAUUUGUUG
Molecule: messenger RNA, 996 nt
Organism: Lotus japonicus
Lineage: Eukaryota; Viridiplantae; Streptophyta; Magnoliopsida; Fabales; Fabaceae
Product: squamosa promoter-binding-like protein 1
Exons: 4
Coding region: 126-884 (252 amino acids)
Source: RefSeq, a predicted model, not a curated record